GAAACAGCCUCUGUGGAGACGGACUUUGAAGCUGCAGCUCCGUGUUCAAUGGUCUCUUCCUCCUCCAGGUUCCGCUUAAUUUGGCGUCAUUUUGUCAACAGUAAGAUGGGAGACAUGACCACCAAAGCCCAGAUGCCAACACCAGAGGCGGCUUUACCUGGCCGAACUGAGAACAGCAUUAAAGUAUCCGAGAAACACGACGUGAACGGAAACAGGACCGUUCCACCGUUUCCAGACGGCACACAGAUGGUCAUGUUUGGCAUGGGUUGUUUCUGGGGAGCAGAGAGGAAGUUCUGGAGACAGAAAGGAGUUUAUUCCACCCAAGUGGGCUACUCCGGAGGCUACACACCUAACCCCACCUACAAGGAAGUGUGCACAGGCAGGACGGGACACGCUGAGGUGGUGCGAGUCGUUUUCUCUCCAGAACAGAUCGGCUUCGCCCAGCUCCUCGAAAUCUUCUGGGAGAGCCACAACCCGACUCAAGGCAUGCGUCAGGGGAACGACAUCGGGACAACGUACCGCUCUGCCAUCUACACCUUCACCCAGCAGCAGCUGCAGGAAGCACUGGCCUCCAAAGAUCAGUAUCAGAAGGUUCUUACAGACGAAGGAUUUGGCCCAAUCACGACAGAAAUCACUGAAGCCAAACCGUUCUACUACGCCGAGGACUACCACCAGCAGUACCUGAGUAAAAACCCAGACGGGUACUGUGGACUGGGAGGAACCGGAGUCACCUGUCCAGGACUCAACAAGAAGGUCUAAAGAGGAACCAGUCAUGAGUCUAAUGCAGUCGUUUGAAAAAGCUUUUUAACGCAUGAAAUAAAACCGUGCAGUGCGCUGCUCGUCUGCAGGAUUCAUUACUGUGGAUUUAAUCGUUGUAAAUAAUUAAUCCGUAAAAUCUCACACAGAUCGGCACAUUUACUGAAAAAAAGAGCAAAAGUCGCCAAAGAUUCUUUAGGUUUUCCUCAGUAAUCUGUUUUACCAGCAGUUUGUGGCUAAAAGCGAAUACCGUAGUUUUCGCUGUGUAAGUUGCAAGGUUUUUUUCAUAAAUUACCAUGUCUGUCACUUAUGCAGUGAAGUGAUAUAUUAAUGUUUUUCCCCAUAUUUAUGAACCAAUUUU
Messenger RNA from Nematolebias whitei (Rio pearlfish), 1117 nucleotides. RefSeq names its product methionine sulfoxide reductase A (gene msraa). Gene Ontology annotation, cellular component: cytoplasm. The transcript is spliced from 6 exons. NCBI's taxonomy places the organism in Eukaryota, Metazoa, Chordata, Actinopteri, Cyprinodontiformes, Rivulidae. The record is from RefSeq and is a predicted model, not a curated record. Gene Ontology annotation, molecular function: peptide-methionine (S)-S-oxide reductase activity. Gene Ontology annotation, biological process: cellular response to oxidative stress. Bases 49 to 759 code for a protein of 236 amino acids.